This is a messenger RNA of Jatropha curcas, 1031 nucleotides long. RefSeq lists its product as uncharacterized. Lineage: Eukaryota; Viridiplantae; Streptophyta; Magnoliopsida; Malpighiales; Euphorbiaceae. The record is from RefSeq and is a predicted model, not a curated record.
UCUACAUACAUUGUUGGAUGGCCUGUAUAAAUAGCAGAUGCAAAUAUGCUGGUCUUGGCCAGCUGAAGGGCAAGAUCAGAACUAAACUAGCAGCUGGAGUGACUAUAUACUACAUAUUAAGAGAGAAGAUGAUGGAGUGGAGGAAGUGUUAUUUGGAUGUGAUAUUGGUACCGCUUGGAUUUUUAAUCAGUAUGGCCUAUCAUUUAUGGUUAUGGCAUAAGGUUCGAACACAGCCUCUCACCACCAUCAUCGGUACCAACUCUAGGGGAAGGCGCUUCUGGGUUUCUGCCAUGAUGAAGGACAAUGACAAGAAGAAUAUCUUGGCCGUUCAGACCCUCAGAAAUUUGAUAAUGGGUUCGACCCUAAUGGCCACUACAUCAAUCCUUCUCUCUGCUGGGUUGGCAGCCAUUAUAAGCAGCACUUACAGCGUGAAGAAGCCUCUAAACGAUGUCGUAUAUGGGGCGCAUGGUGAAUUUAUGGUGGCAUUGAAAUAUGUGACCAUUUUAAGCAUAUUUCUGUUCUCAUUUUUUUGCCACUCUCUGUCCAUUAGGUUUGUGAAUCAGGUCAACUUGCUUAUCAAUACGCCGCAAGAUCCAAUGUCCGUAGUCACUCCCGAGUAUGUGGGCGAGUUAUUAGAAAAGGGUUUUGUUCUAAACACAGUAGGGAAUAGGCUCUUCUACACAGCAAUGCCUCUGCUGCUCUGGAUAUUUGGGCCGGUGCUGGUUUUCUUGUGUUGUGUUACAAUGGUCCCAGUGCUUUACAACCUAGACUUCGUGUUUAGCAGUUCAGAGGGAAAGACUAGUCAUGCCAAUGGAGAAAGGAACUUUGUCUGAAUAUCAUCAUAUUGUAAUAAUUGAACAACUAUCAUCAUAUCAUCAAAUAUAUAAUAUAUGGAUUGCCUUUUUCUUUUUCUUUUUUGCAUCACCACUCACCGGCGUGAGUUCCAUUUUGUAAUUAGUUGGAAUUGGAAAAAAGAAAAAACGUUUAACUUGGGCCCAAGGAUUUUCUUCUAAUUCAGAGGCUUAGUUCAG